Porites evermanni is the source of this 3852-nucleotide messenger RNA. NCBI's taxonomy places the organism in Eukaryota, Metazoa, Cnidaria, Anthozoa, Scleractinia, Poritidae. The record is from the annotation of a GenBank genome assembly.
AUGGGAAACCUUCUAUCUAACGGAAGCAAAGACAGUCUGCAACCACAAGGACGGCUCGAAGAAGAAGGGCAUAGUCGGCUACUGCAAGAACACAAACAGGAGCAAAAUCCACAGCCAGACCUUGUCGAAAAACAGGAGCUGCAAGAGGAGCAGUAUGAAAAUGUUGAAGAUUUAAAGGAGGAACUCAACACAUCAACAAGUGAUUCGUCAGAUGAAAGAAAACACAUAGAGGACACUGGGCUGGCAGAGAAGAAAUCCUGGAUUGAUUUGGGUUACGUAACGCCACGCAAAGAGGUUGAGUGUGAAAGUUUGGCAAUAUUAGAUCCAGAGAAUUACGAUGGCUUUAAAGAUUUGGAUGUCAAUAUGGCUAGGCUUCAUUUUCAACAUGAGCUACCACCUGACUACAGAAUCGUGGAAAGGAUUGGACAUGGAGCCUUUGGCUGCUGCUUCUUAGUUGAGAAGCAAACCGAACUUCUGCCAUGCACUGAUAACCGUCACGUUGUCUUGAAAGUAGUUCACGGUAUGUUCCAACCUAGACGUCCUGUAAUCUUUUAUAAAAGUUGCUCCCUAUACACUAUUAUGAUAAGCUUUAAAGCCGUGCCACUGAUUCUUGAGAAUCUGAAGUUCAUUAUAGGUAUGCUCAAGUAUCUACAUACUAAACAUGAAGAAGUCCAUGGUGACCUUAAUCCUGGCAACAUGAUGUACUUUUGGAAAGACAUGUCAAGGCAAAUGUGGUCAUUGGAUCGCGCAGUGCAAAAGGACUUUUUAGAGACGGUGAAAAGAUAUCCUCAAGCCAUUCAAAUUCAUGCUUUACAUGACUUUUUAGCUCAAUGGUUUGCUAUGGAGGAUGAACAAAUUGCAUGCAUUAUUGAUGCUGACAUAGGUGGAAAGAUUGGAGAAGCUAAGAUUGUUGUGAAUCAUCAACACCAUGACCCACGCAAUGCUACUUGGCAGAUAUCUGAUGAUUUGAUUGGACUUAUGAACUGGAUAGUUAUAAAAACUGGCUACAAAAUGCGCAGCCAUGCUACUCGAGGAAUUGAGUAUGAAAUCUCUCUAGAAGAAAAAACAAAAAAAAAGUCACUAACAACAAAAAAAAAAACAAAGACACAAUUUAUGGGAAAACACAUGAGUCCCCCCCGGUUUUGUAGCCCGGAGAGGGGGGGUGUAAGGAGGGGACCAUUAAAAGGUUUUGGGGGGGGGGGGGGUGAGGAAUUUUUGAGCCGCAGGAAUUUGUUUUUCGUUAUCAAAUUCCUUGUAUGAAUAUAUUUCAGGCCGUAGCAUGAAUAUUUUUCAGGGUUAAUUGGCGUGCAUGAAUUUUUUUCAUUUAAUUUUCCCUUGCGCGAAUAUUUUUUGGUACUUCGCCCUACUUUCUCAUGGUUUUGGGCGGCGCACGUUAACCGGAAGUGAGGCCUUCUCCCUUUUUAUAUGCCUCGACGCAAACAAAUUUGUGUUGCAAAGUUUCUUUUCUCUUAUAAACACGAUUUAUUUAAGAGUCUGAACUAAACCAUAGCCUGUAAAUCUGCAAAUCGCAGAGUAUUUCUGGUCGUCGCUUCUCUCCCUCCGGCGGGUGAAAUUCGAGCCCAAAAAACCGGAUGCUCUCGUUGGCUAACUACUUUUCGACUUUCCUUUCAUGGAAAGGAAGUAAACUGACGUAAUUGUGCAUUUCCCAUGAUUUUAAAGAAAGGACGUACACAAAAAAAUGUAGAACAUUCUAACGGAUGAAGAACGGUGUGCGACAAACGCAGCCUGUAGACUUGCAGACAGGCAGGUAAGCCAGGUAAACCUUGUUGUGAGAUGCUUUGCAUGUAACAGAUUCCCUAACCGCACACCGCGAAUGGAAUGGGAAACCUUCUAUCUAACGGAAGCAAAGACAGUCUGCAACCACAAGGAUCGCUCGAAGAAGAAGGGCAUAGUCGGCUACUGCAAGAACACACACAGGAGCAAAAUCCACAGCCAGACCUUGUCGAAAAACAGGAGCUGUAUUAUGAAGAGGAGCAGUAUGAAGAUGUUGAAAAUUUAAAGGAAGAACUCAACACAUCAACAAGUGAUUCGUCUGAUUCGUCAGAUGAAAGAAAACACAUAGAGGACACUGGGCUGGCAGAGAAGAAAUCCUGGAUUGAUUUGGGUUACGUAACACCACCCAAAGAGGUUGAGUGUGAAAGUUUGGCAAUAUUAGAUGCAGAGAAUUACGAUGGCUUUAAAGAUUUGGAUGUCAAUAUGGCUAGGCUUCAUUUUCAACAUGAGCUACCACCUGACUAUAGAAUCGUGGAAAGGAUUGGACAUGGAGCCUUUGGCUGCUGCUUCUUAGUUGAGAAGCAAACCGAACUUCUGCCACGUCUUGAUAACCGUCACGUUGUCUUGAAAGUAGUUCGCGGUAUGUUCCAACCUAGACGUCCUGUACUCUUUUAUAAAAGUUGCUCACUUUACACUAUUAUGAUAAGCUUUAAAGCUGUGCCACUGAUUCUUGAGAAUCUGAAGUUCAUUAUAGGUAUGCUCAAGUAUCUACAUACUAAACAUGAAGAAGUCCAUGGUGACCUUAAUCCUGGCAACAUGAUGCACUUUUGGAGAGACUUGUCAAGGCAAAUGUGGUCAUGGGAUCGCGCAGUGAAAAAGGACUUUUUAGAGACGGUGAAAAGAUAUCCUCGAGCCAUUCAAAUUCAUGCUUUACAUGACUUUUUAGCUCACUGGUUUGCUAUGGAGGAUGAACGAAUUGACAUAGGUGGAAAGAUUGGAGAAGCUAAGAUUGUUGUGAAUCAUCGACACCAUGACCCACGCAAUGCUACUUGGCAGAUAUCUGAUGAUUUGAUUGGACUUAUGAACUGGAUAGUUAUAAAAACUGGCUACAAAAUGCGCAGCCAUGCUACUCGAGGAAUUGAGUAUGAAAUCUCUCUUGAGUCUUUGAAGGAUCUGCAUUUGCAUAUUAUUGAAUUAUAUAGAGACUUGAGUAAUAAAUAUAUUUUUAGCUAUUUAAGAGCACCAGAGGAACCUUUUUCGUUUAAGCUAACCCCUGGCAAGUGUUAUUUGGAUGAGCUUUUAAAGGGAAAAUUCUUGCAUUUUGAGUCCUUCAAAGGGUCUUAUUCUCUUGCGUCAUCCACAGAUAUAGUUACUUCCUGUGUAAAAUUAGAGUUCCUGGAAGUUAUGCAAGCAGUACCAGUGAAGCUAGAAGACCUUGGUCAUGUGUUCUCUAUGAUUGCAUCUGGCAAGGAAAAAUAUUGCGCCACCUUGAAUACAGCACUUAAUCUCCUUACUAGUCCUAAUCUGCAUGGCGGCGCUAUGUUUGUGAUUGUUGACAAGGAACACAAGAAUGAUCUGCAACUUUUGUCAUUAGACAAUGACUGUCUUCACAAGUUAUGUCAAAUAAAGGCUAACAGAGUACAUAACCCAUUUUUUCCACACCUCCUACAUGCCUUCUGCACACCUAAUACAUCAGAUCGCUGGGAGCAGUCACUCCUUGAGGACCUUGCAGCAAAUUCUGGAGACAGCUCAUUAAAAACGUUACCAGAAUUUGCAGCUUUGAAAAUGCAACCGAAGGAUGGUGCCUUUGUGCUUUCACACAGUGGUACAGUACUAGCUGCUACAGCGCAACUUAAGUUCCUCCCACAGCACUAUCAACUUUGCAAAGCCGAUGGGAAGCGUUUUGGUACCCGUCAUGCUGCUGCAUUAGCCAUUGCUGAGUGGAUGAGACUCAAGCAUGUUGAUGGCCUUGUCUUUGUGAGAUGUGAAGCAGGCGAGGUGCGAAUCAUGUUGCCAAAUGGGCAAACAUUGUCUGAACAGCAAGAAUACCCCUGGGUUACUGAGGAUGGCCAGAAACUCCCUCAGGUACUAUGCAUUGAAGAUAAAAAGAAGAACUAA